Molecule: messenger RNA, 6203 nt
Organism: Pan troglodytes (chimpanzee)
Lineage: Eukaryota; Metazoa; Chordata; Mammalia; Primates; Hominidae
Gene: CHST15
Product: carbohydrate sulfotransferase 15
Exons: 8
Coding region: 601-2130 (509 amino acids)
Biological process (GO): hexose biosynthetic process
Molecular function (GO): N-acetylgalactosamine 4-sulfate 6-O-sulfotransferase activity
Source: RefSeq, a predicted model, not a curated record
CUGGAUGCGGGGCUAGAGGCUCGGGGCUGGGCGCGCUCCCGCGGAGCCGGAGCCGCAGAGGCUCCCGGGCUGGACUCAGGCUUCUCAGGAAAUCUGGCAUUUUUUAAAGUUUGCGCCCCACAAAGAGGAAAUAUUCCAAAGGUACUCAGGAUGUAAAAGGGGAGAUCUUCACAGAUGCCUCCGUGGAUGGCAUGGCAAUCCAUCCAUCAAUGAGAAGACCAUGAUUUCUUUUAAUUUUCUGUGUGUUUCCACAUUCCCCAGUGAGAAUUCUUCCACCUUUUUUUGUGCCAUGGGAAAAACCUGAAGGGCAGGCAGAGCUGCUCCCGAACUUGUGACCUUCUCUGAGGUUGCAGCGGCUCUUGUAGAACAUGACUCUGGGACAUCACUUCCUUUUGUUUUCUUUCGGAGCUGAACCAAAGAAUGUGCACCCUCUUUCUCUAGUGCUGUGGUGUCUGCUUAUUUUUGUAUUUGUGCUUUCCAUCCAUCUUCUGUGAUCACAAGGCAUUCUUAAGGUUUUCCAGCACAACUUGCGGACAUCCAGACUCGUGGGGGGCCCACCCAUGGCUCGGUAAGCCAGCAGCCCAGGACACUGGCACUACCAUGAGGCACUGCAUUAAUUGCUGCAUACAGCUGUUACCCGACAGCGCACACAAGCAGCAGGUCAACUGCCAAGGGGGCCCCCAUCACGGUCACCAGGCGUGCCCCACGUGCAAAGGAGAAAACAAAAUUCUGUUUCGUGUGGACAGUAAGCAGAUGAACUUGCUUGCUGUUCUCGAAGUGAGGACUGAAGGGAACGAAAACUGGGGUGGGUUUUUGCGCUUCAAAAAGGGGAAGCGAUGUAGCCUCGUUUUUGGACUGAUAAUAAUGACCUUGGUAAUGGCUUCUUACAUCCUUUCUGGGGCCCACCAAGAGCUUCUGAUCUCAUCACCUUUCCAUUACGGAGGCUUCCCCAGCAACCCCAGCUUGAUGGACAGCGAAAACCCAAGUGACACAAAGGAGCAUCACCACCAAUCCUCUGUAAAUAAUAUUUCAUACAUGAAGGACUAUCCAAGCAUUAAAUUAAUUAUCAACAGCAUCACAACUAGGAUUGAGUUCACGACCAGACAGCUCCCAGACUUAGAAGACCUUAAGAAGCAGGAGUUGCAUAUGUUUUCAGUCAUCCCCAACAAAUUCCUUCCAAACAGUAAGAGCCCCUGUUGGUACGAGGAGUUCUCGGGGCGGAACACCACCGACCCCUACCUCACCAACUCCUACGUGCUCUACUCCAAGCGCUUCCGCUCCACCUUCGACGCCCUGCGCAAGGCCUUCUGGGGCCACCUGGCGCACGCGCACGGGAAGCACUUCCGCCUGCGCUGCCUGCCGCACUUCUACAUCAUAGGGCAGCCCAAGUGCGGGACCACAGACCUCUAUGACCGCCUGCGGCUGCACCCUGAGGUCAAGUUCUCCGCCAUCAAGGAGCCACACUGGUGGACCCGGAAGCGGUUUGGAAUCGUCCGCCUAAGAGAUGGGCUGCGAGACCGCUAUCCCGUGGAAGAUUAUCUGGACCUCUUUGACCUGGCCGCACACCAGAUCCAUCAAGGACUGCAGGCCAGCUCUGCAAAGGAGCAGAGCAAGAUGAAUACAAUCAUUAUCGGGGAGGCCAGUGCCUCCACGAUGUGGGAUAAUAAUGCCUGGACGUUCUUCUACGACAACAGCACGGAUGGCGAGCCACCGUUUCUGACCCAGGACUUCAUCCACGCCUUUCAGCCCAAUGCCAAACUGAUUGUCAUGCUCAGGGACCCUGUGGAGAGGUUGUACUCAGACUAUCUCUACUUUGCAAGUUCGAAUAAAUCCGCGGACGACUUCCAUGAGAAAGUGACAGAAGCACUGCAGCUGUUUGAAAAUUGCAUGCUUGAUUAUUCACUGCGCGCCUGCGUCUACAACAACACCCUCAACAACGCCAUGCCUGUGAGGCUCCAGGUCGGGCUCUAUGCUGUGUACCUUCUGGACUGGCUCAGCGUUUUUGACAAGCAACAGUUUCUCAUUCUUCGCCUGGAAGAUCAUGCAUCCAACGUCAAGUACACCAUGCACAAGGUCUUCCAGUUUCUGAACCUAGGAGUCAGAGCCUUGUGGCUGAGUUUUGGCUGCUGAUCAUGGAUGCUGGGCCCCUGGGGCAUGAGCGCCUGCCCUCAGCCUGUGGAUACCAGCACCCCCAGGGGCCUGAGAGUCACUUUGUGGUGACAGGCCACACUGCUGACUAUGGUGAUGGCUGGCAGAGGCAUGUGCUGGCGGAGCGAGUGCUGCCCAUGUGGACGGGGCACCGAGGGAUGGCUUGAAAGGCUGAGCAGGCUCGAACAAGCCGCCCUCCUUCCCAGAACGCCUCCUGCAGCCCUGACUAAUGGUCUUGCCUGGGAACUUGGUUAAUUGAGUAUUUCUGGAAAUAUAUCUGCCUGCCACUGGGACUUGGGCCUCUUUGAUCAUUUGAUUUUGUUUCUCCUUUUUUUGGAGUUUGAUGAGUUCUUUCCCUUCCAAGGCUUAGAAUCAUCUUUCUUUGAUUUGACCACAUGUUGACUCUGUCCCAUUAAUGAGCUUGUCUUUUGUCCCCAAGAUGGAUAGUAAGGCCAAUUCUGUAUUUCAUAUGGCCCUAGGAUGCUGGGACAUGCUUUUUCUGUCUAUGGGCUAAGGACUUUGGCCAGAUCCCAAGAGCCCCCGGUAAAGAGGCUUGAGCAGUGAUGGGUUACACCAAGAAGCUGUGGCCCAGAGGGCGGGGCGUUGGGGUCGCAGCCCCUGCUGUUCUGUUUUCAGGGCCUCUCACUCCAGAGGGCGGGGCGUGUGGGUGACUGACAGCCCCUGCCGGCCUUUUCCAGGGCCUCUCCUCACUCCAGAGGGCGGGGCGUGGCGGUGACUGACAACCUCUGCCAGCCUGUUCCAGGGCCUCGCCUCACUCCAGAGGGCGGGGCGUGGGGGUGACUGACAGCCCUUGCCGGCAGGCCUCUGCUCGCUGAUCUCCUUGCUGCAGAUGGAGGUUCAGCCAGUGGGGGCCCUGGGCACAGGUGGCCUCCUCCCAGCCCUCCUCCCUAUGGCCACUUCACAGCAAGACGCACAGGGUGAAACUGUGCAGGCCCAGGGACCUUGGCAUGAGCAGCCUGAAGUAGAAACGAUGAUGGCGGAAUUCCAGAGGGCUGCUGAGCAGGAAAACCGAAACCCAUGGGCUGUGCUCGGCAGGCCGCACGUUCCUCCAAGGAUGGGCUGACACCCGUGGAGAGCAGCCCACCAAGGGCAAUUGGAAGGGAAUCCUUGAGGUCAGCCUUAGACGCUGUAUCAUCAUUAAAUGCCAGCUGGGCUCCCCCGAGGGUGGGCAUCCUGCACCCGCCGCAGAAUUUCUUUGCAAUUUCCUGAUGGUGUUUCCACCUGCCUCCCUCAGUGCUUCCAAAAUGGAUCCAGCCAAAGAAUUUUAAUCCCUAAAUACAUUCUCUUAAAGGAAACUCCUGUCUGAAUACGAAGCAUAGCUGGGAUUUUUGCAAAGUCCCUUUUACUUCCUGCCAUGCCUCCUGCCUUACGGGACUCGUCUUCUUUUAUUCUAGGGCCCUUAAGUGAGAAGCAGGAGGCUUUGAUGACCAAGAGCCCCGCAUCCAAUGCACGGCGUCCCGAGGACCGGAACCUGGGGCCCAUGUGGCCCAUCACACAGAAGAUUCUGCGGGAUUUCUACAGGCCCUUCAACGCUAGGCUGGCGCAGGUCCUCGCGGAUGAGGCGUUUGCGUGGAAGACGACGUGAGAGCUGAAUUGUUGCUGCACGUGCUGGGCCCGCCAAUGCCGUCAUCAUCAGGAUUUUACAAAUCUCUUUGCGGGGAACUGUUUCACUCAUGGUGUGGAAAACCCCAGGACUCUGCCACUCUAGGCACACAUGAAUUAUAACCAUUUUGGAAUUGCCUUUGUGAUGUUCGAGAGCUCAGCAAUGGACCCCUCACAGAGCUCCUCUAUCCGAGGCCAUUGGAGACCCCAGUUUCUCAAGAAUUCAGCUCUGCUCUGAGCGUCCUGGAGCUUGGGGAUGCAGCCAGCUGGCCUGCACUGGGUGUGGAGAGAACACCUAGGGAAGGCAGCCCGGCCCUGCCCGCCUCCGCCUUCUGGAGAUCCUCUGGGUUCUGAGUCAGCAAGCCAGAGGUCAUGCCACAGGCCUGGCUGGAACUUACACUUCACGUUCCCUUUUUUUCCCCCUAGAGAUGGGGUCUCGCCGUGUUGCACAGACUGUCUGUAUUCAAUGGCUAUCUUCACAGGUGUGAUCAUACCACAUUCACUUCUGAAACACUCUUGUUGCGAUCGCUAACCUCACUGGGACAGAGAACCGCAGUCUUUCGAGAAUGGAGGCUCUUCAUUUUUUUUUUCUCCUUUACUCCAAACUCAGCCCUCCAGUUUCUUCAGAUGUAAACCCUGUUAACGUCACUGUUUCCAAAAGGAAAAAAAUAAGUCAGUUUUUGGCAGCACCUUCAUCUUUCUGACCUCCUCCUAUUCUGUCCUUGUGGACUUAUGUUUAACAUAGAAAAUGAAUGCAUUUAAAACAAAACCACUUUCUGCAUUUAACCAGUCCUGGCUCUCUCUCUGCUGCCUCUUUAUACGUUUUCUCAAGAACUUCAGUUUAUAAUUGGAAGGGAAAUUUUUGCUGUUAAUGCCAGAAUGAGCAACCUCAAGGAAUUGAACACUUCAUGGAAGAUCUAGGUAAUUCAAGCCCUCAUCAGGUUUACAAGAUCAUCAGAGAAACAGAGGAUUUUAAUUUUUAGUUCUGGCCGGCUACAGGCUCCAUUUCUCUGCCUUCCCAUUGGAAAUAGUUUAUUUCCACAUUCUCCACUGCGUGUGGUCAAAGUUCCUCACCCAGCAAGGGACUAUAGAUACUCGUGUCCCAAUUCCAAAACACAAUGCACAAGCUGAACUUGGGCUGAACGUGGCGUGUUGAGAUUUGGAAUGAGGUUUCUAAGAGCCGUGUUCUUCAUGGAAUUUUCCAGGCUACUUGGCAGCUUGGUUUACCGAUGGAUGGGCUAGAGAUCUUGUCGUUUUCUUGGAAGUCACAGGGAAGAUUGAAGAGAACGCUUGAGCAUCCUUGGCAACAGCCCAGGUGGGACCUGGAUGAAGCUUUGCACUCAAGUAUUGUCAAGGGAAGCUUCCUGUGAACCAAAGUUCUCAGGCCAAGGUCUCGCCCACCAAAGCCAGAAAGUGCAAGCACCCAUCUACCCAGCUCUAACUUGUAUGUGUGAGACAGACCAGGCUUCGGGGGUAGGAGGACCUGCAGUUGCUCAGCCGUCCCCUCCUGGUGGUGGUGUCUUUCUGCCAUCAGAGAAGGGACACACAGCCCGUUUGAAGGUGUGCAGAGGGCUCUGAGCGCCAGGAUGGCCGGGGCUGUUUUUGCUACUGAAGGAGCGUGUGUCCUGAACUCCCACUUGCAGGGACAGUCCCCACCUUCUCUAUAGCCGGCACUGGGAGCAGCCGCCAGCAGGGAAAUCUGGCCUGAGCACAAGGAUGCUUUAGGGAGAGAUCACUUCAGUGUGUGUGUAUAUUUAUUUGCAGUACAGUGUGCGUGCGUGUGUGUGUGUGUACGCGCACGUGUGGGUGAGUGCGUCUUCUGAGUGGGUUCUGUUCAGUUGCUAAUGAGGCUCCUCCGCUCUGGACACAACCCUUUUAUAGAUUAAUUUCUCUGCCAAUUAACUUGUCAUUUUCAGUACAUAUUUUACUAUUCCACACCAACCAUAAUUACAACAAGGGAUUUUUCUUAUGCACUCCUAUGCAUGUGAAUAACAUGUGGUGUAAUUCUGCUUCUUACAGAAGUAUUACUGAAGGUAUUAUUUCCAAUAUUAUUUGGUUUAUUAUGCGGCUCUUUUUUAUAUAUGCAGUCCCAUCCCUUCUGUGCCACUCAAUGCCAUCCAGACGUGGUUUUUCCCUCCAGGGGCCUUUCUCCAGAGGGCACUUCGGCUGCCUCUGCUUCCUCUCGUUCGAGGCCCGGCUCUUGCUGACAGAAUAGGUUCCGUUCUGGGCGGUGGUUCUCAAGCCUGCCAUUCAAAACCAAAGCAAAUUGGAGCAUUUCUCACAACAUGGUAUUGAAGUUCCUUUUUGUUCUCAAAAGCUGUGACCGUGUUAAAUUGUACUCCCUUAGUCCUGUAAGGUAUGUUAAGUGAAUCGCAGUUACGCUGUACUUUUAUUAAUAUUUAACAUAAUUAAAGAUGGACCCAUAAGAGUGA